AUGGAAUCUCACGGCUCCGGUCUCCGGCGAGUUAUGUUGCUGUCGUUCUGCGUCGCCGGGAUCUGGGCUGCCUACAUUUACCAAGGCGUUCUUCAGGAAACCCUGUCCACGAAGAGAUUUGGUGAAGAUGAGAAGAGAUUUGAGCAUCUUGCGUUUUUAAACUUGGCUCAGAAUGUGGUCUGCUUGGUUUGGUCUUUUAUAAUGAUAAAGCUAUGGUCCAAUGGAGGUAGUGGUGGAGCUCCAUGGUGGACUUAUUGGAGUGCUGGCAUUACUAAUACCAUUGGUCCUGCUAUGGGCAUUGAAGCUCUCAAGUAUAUUAGUUAUCCUGCUCAGGUUCUGGCGAAGUCUUCUAAAAUGAUUCCAGUCAUGUUGAUGGGGUCCUUAGUUUAUGGCAUAAGAUACACUUUACCUGAGUAUCUUUGCACCUUUCUUGUUGCUGGAGGAGUGUCCAUGUUUGCUCUUCUUAAGACUAGCUCAAAGACCAUCAGCAAGCUAGCAAAUCCAAAUGCUCCACUUGGAUACGGCCUCUGCUUCUUAAACCUCGCCUUCGACGGAUUCACAAACGCCACCCAAGAUUCCAUCACCGUAAGGUACCCGAAAACUAGCGCAUGGGACAUAAUGUUGGGGAUGAACUUAUGGGGAACCAUAUACAACAUGGUCUACAUGUUUGGUCUGCCACACGGGAGUGGAUACGAAGCUGUGCAGUUCUGCAAGCAACACCCUGAGGCAGCAUGGGACAUUCUCAUGUACUGUCUAUGCGGAGCAGUGGGACAGAACUUCAUCUUCUUGACGAUAAGCAGAUUCGGGUCUCUAGCUAACACGACCAUAACCACGACCAGGAAGUUUGUAAGCAUCGUGGUGUCUUCAGUUCUGAGCGGGAAUCCAUUGUCGUCAAAGCAAUGGGGAUGUGUGUCGAUGGUGUUUGGUGGUUUGUCUUACCAAAUUUACUUGAAGUGGAGGAAGCUGCAGAGAACGCAGAAGAAGAAAAAGACUUGAAGCUGCGAAUCUAUGAUUCUUCGGAAAGAACUAUUGUUUUUUGAUUUGAGAAGCUUUUUUACUUCAUCAUAUAAGGUUCUGAAACGUAGAGGGGAGAAAAGCUUAGUCACAUUAGCAAAAAUGUAAAACUAAUGCAGUAGAAGAAACUUAUAUUUUAUCAAAGCCUAAAAUCAAAUCAUAUUUCC
This is a messenger RNA of Eruca vesicaria subsp. sativa (arugula), 1181 nucleotides long. Lineage: Eukaryota; Viridiplantae; Streptophyta; Magnoliopsida; Brassicales; Brassicaceae. The record is from the annotation of a GenBank genome assembly.